AUGUCUGCCAACGCCAGACCCAACUCGAGCGAAGACAUCGUCGCACAAAAGUAUGACCGCUGUCUCGCGGACCUGAUCGUGAAAGCCGGCAUCGGGUUCAGCGUGGGCGUCGUCGCCUCCGUCAUCCUCUUCCGCCGACGCGCAUGGCCGAUCGCGCUCACGACGGGUUUCGGCGCGGGCGCUGCGUACGCGGACUGCGACCGGUCGUUCAAUCCCGCGAGGAUAGCGGGCGUGCGGGUGCUCAAGGAAGAGAGCAAGUGA
Heterobasidion irregulare TC 32-1 is the source of this 261-nucleotide messenger RNA. RefSeq lists its product as uncharacterized. Lineage: Eukaryota; Fungi; Basidiomycota; Agaricomycetes; Russulales; Bondarzewiaceae. The transcript is spliced from 5 exons. The record is from RefSeq and is a predicted model, not a curated record. The coding region runs from base 1 to 261 and encodes 86 amino acids. Gene Ontology annotation, cellular component: mitochondrion; MICOS complex; mitochondrial inner membrane.